Molecule: messenger RNA, 1029 nt
Organism: Lindgomyces ingoldianus
Lineage: Eukaryota; Fungi; Ascomycota; Dothideomycetes; Pleosporales; Lindgomycetaceae
Exons: 2
Coding region: 1-1029 (342 amino acids)
Biological process (GO): regulation of DNA-templated transcription; aflatoxin biosynthetic process
Cellular component (GO): nucleus
Molecular function (GO): zinc ion binding; DNA-binding transcription factor activity, RNA polymerase II-specific; DNA binding
Source: RefSeq, a predicted model, not a curated record
AUGCCCGAAGAUGAUGCGAGAAGACCGAGAAUUGGUCGCCCGAAACUGCGGACGAGUUGUGACGAAUGUGGCGCAGCUAAGCUGCGAUGUGAUCGUGGCCAGCCCGAGUGUGGGCGCUGUGUGUCCCAUGGUAUUUCGUGCGUCUACGGCGUUUCGCGCAAGAUGGGGAAACCGCCACGACAGAAGCCUCGUUCAAGCUCAGUGCAGGUAUCCACUGACCAGGUUAAUGUCACGGAGGCCUGUGAUACGGCUGAUGACAUGAUCGAUCUGGAAGGAUCCUUCGAUCAAUCAACUCUGCCUCUGUCAGCCUUUACCUCUCUGGAUUUUAAUGAAUGGCCUAACGUCGACCAAUUCAACACUAGUUUAUUUCCGAAUACUCCAGAAUCAUACGCCACUCACUUUACGAUACAUCCAGUCCAGCCUAGUAAGAGCCACCCGGCGGUCGACCAAAUCUUACCGCAUCAUGACUGCUCGCGCAAGGCCUAUGACAUGCUAGGAAGGUUGUCCCUGUUCGAUGACCGAUCGCUCGGAACACCUUUAGCCGCCGACGAGGUUCCUUUCGAUCAUGUGUUGCGCCUUAGUCGAGAAGCGAGCGAGCAGCUCAGCAAGCUUCUAGCCUGCUCCUGUGCCCCAUGCCCCAGUCUCACGUUUGUGAAGGCUUCAAUUAUUUCCAAAAUACUGUCGUGGUACCACCAAGCGGCCAUAUGCAUGCAGGUUGCUGCUUCGCGCGCCCUGACUGCAAUACCAAACUCAGUUACACCAGCAUGCAUAGCCGUUGGAUCAUUCAACGUAGACGACGAACGCGUCCAGGCGGCCUUGAAGAUUCAGUUAUUGUUAGGUGAGAUGAGAAGAGCAGGCCUUUUAAUUGAUCAAUUCACCAUGCAUGGAACUGGUUCAACUUAUCAUGACGAUCAAUCGAACCCGGACAGCGUCGAUAGAUUAUAUAAACACCUAACCACUUGGUUAAAGGGCGAGCACUCGCGGAUAAUCCAUAUCAUGAGGUCAAAGCUGAGAGAGCUGAACAGCUGA